Mesitornis unicolor (brown roatelo) is the source of this 1267-nucleotide messenger RNA. It is a transcript of the gene STAT3, whose product is annotated as signal transducer and activator of transcription 3 (acute-phase response factor). Gene Ontology annotation, molecular function: RNA polymerase II cis-regulatory region sequence-specific DNA binding; DNA-binding transcription factor activity, RNA polymerase II-specific. The annotation marks the transcript as partial. NCBI's taxonomy places the organism in Eukaryota, Metazoa, Chordata, Aves, Mesitornithiformes, Mesitornithidae. The record is from RefSeq and is a predicted model, not a curated record. Gene Ontology annotation, biological process: defense response; regulation of transcription by RNA polymerase II; cell surface receptor signaling pathway via JAK-STAT. The transcript has 14 exons.
GUUGCUGGUCAAGUUUCCAGAGCUGAACUAUCAGCUGAAGAUCAAAGUUUGCAUUGACAAGGACUCCGGGGAUGUUGCAGCACUUCGGGGGUCCCGGAAGUUCAACAUCCUGGGGACAAACACCAAAGUCAUGAACAUGGAGGAGUCCAACAACGGCAGCCUCUCAGCAGAGUUCAAGCACCUGACCCUGCGGGAGCAGCGGUGCGGUAACGGAGGCAGAGCCAACUGCGACGCCUCGCUGAUAGUCACCGAGGAGCUGCACCUCAUCACCUUCGAGACAGAGGUGUACCACCAGGGGCUGAAGAUCGACCUGGAGACCCACUCGCUGCCCGUGGUGGUCAUCUCCAACAUCUGCCAGAUGCCCAACGCCUGGGCGUCCAUCCUGUGGUACAACAUGCUGACCAACAACCCCAAGAACGUGAACUUCUUCACCAAGCCCCCCAUCGGGACAUGGGACCAGGUUGCGGAGGUGCUGAGCUGGCAGUUCUCCUCCACCACCAAGCGCGGGCUCAGCAUCGAGCAGCUGACCACGCUGGCAGAGAAGCUCCUAGGGCCGGGCGUGAAUUAUUCCGGCUGCCAGAUCACCUGGGCCAAGUUCUGCAAGGAGAACAUGGCUGGAAAAGGCUUCUCCUUCUGGGUCUGGCUGGACAACAUCAUCGACUUGGUGAAGAAAUACAUCCUGGCGCUGUGGAACGAAGGGUACAUCAUGGGGUUCAUCAGCAAGGAGCGGGAGCGAGCCAUCCUCAGCACCAAGCCCCCAGGCACCUUCCUGCUGCGCUUCAGCGAGAGCAGCAAGGAGGGCGGCAUCACCUUCACCUGGGUGGAGAAGGACAUCAGUGGGAAGACCCAGAUCCAGUCCGUGGAGCCUUACACCAAGCAGCAGCUGAACAACAUGUCCUUCGCGGAGAUCAUCAUGGGCUACAAAAUCAUGGAUGCCACCAACAUCCUGGUGUCCCCCCUGGUGUACCUGUACCCCGACAUCCCCAAGGAGGAGGCGUUUGGGAAGUACUGCCGCUCCGAGAGCCAGGAGCACUCCGAGGCCACCGACUCAGGUAGCGCUGCUCCCUAUCUGAAGACCAAGUUCAUCUGUGUCACCCCCACCUCCUUCAGCAACACCAUCGACCUGCCCAUGUCCCCGCGCACCCUGGACUCGCUCAUGCAGUUUGGCAACAGCAGCGAGGGCGCGGAGGCCAACGCAGGAGGGCAGUUUGAGUCGCUGACCUUCGACAUGGAGCUGACCCCGGAGUGUGCGUCUUCACCCAUGUGA